This is a messenger RNA of Fibroporia radiculosa, 1536 nucleotides long. RefSeq lists its product as uncharacterized. Gene Ontology annotation, cellular component: membrane. NCBI's taxonomy places the organism in Eukaryota, Fungi, Basidiomycota, Agaricomycetes, Polyporales, Fibroporiaceae. The coding region runs from base 1 to 1536 and encodes 511 amino acids. The record is from RefSeq and is a predicted model, not a curated record. The transcript has 15 exons. Gene Ontology annotation, biological process: transmembrane transport. Gene Ontology annotation, molecular function: transmembrane transporter activity.
AUGUCGCUGAAGUCUGUUUCCCUCGAGAAAGGUUCUGAAGAUCUCGAAAUAAUCCCUGUGACCCGGAAGAAUGUCUAUCGUUCGGAAGUUGACACAUCGGGCAUUGACGAACGUCAGCUUCUCCGUAGGAUUGACCUAUAUACGGUACCAUGGCUGUCAAUCUUGUAUUGCCUGAGCUUCCUCGACAGGAGCAACAUCGGAAAUGCAAAGCUGUAUGGAAUGACAACCGACCUACACAUCAGUGACAAGCAAUACCUAAUUGCGCUCACGGUAUUCUUCCUUCCCUAUUCGUUUUUCGAGCUUCCCAGCAAUAUCGUUUUAAGGAAGUUGCGACCUUCAAGGUGGCUUGCGUUCAUCGUGCUCGUGUGGGGAAUCAUGAUGACCUUGCAUGGUGUCGUCCACAACUUUGCUGGGCUCGCUGUCGUUCGCUCUCUGCUCGGAAUUGCCGAGGCCGGAUUGUAUCCCGGAAUUAUCUACUAUCUCUCCUGCUGGUAUAAACGGUCAGAGCGGGGUACCCGCAUUGCAGUAUUUUUUUCGUCUGCUACGAUUGCGGGCGCAUUUAGUGGUUUCUUGGCAGUCGCAAUCGAAAAAAUGGAUGGUGUCGGCGGGAAACCCGGAUGGGCGUGGAUUUUUAUCAUUGAGGGUCUAUUCACCGUCUGUUGCGCUGUCCCGUCCUUCUGGAUCAUACAAGACUUUCCUGACACCGCAACUUUCCUCACCGAAACCGAGCGUGUCUGGGUUGUCAGACGCCUACAAGAUGACAUGACAUUCGGCUCAGGGAGGGAAGUCUUCAAACUCAAAUAUGUUAAACAGAGUUUGACAGACUGGAAGACAUGGUGUGCAUGUGAGUCGUAUACACUUGUGUUCGCUGGUCAAUCAUUUCUUACGCGCCUUGACAUCCAUCAGUGGGUAUUUACAUGGGCUAGUUCGUUCUGUCACUACCUCUGUUUUGCAGGAAAUCUGAUUGACGUUAGCGACGGCCCCGUGUAUGCAUUUGCAAUUUUUACGCCCACUAUCAUUAAUCAGGUGACCGUACAAAGACACAGCAAUGAAGGCUCACUCACCAUUAACCCUUUCAUAGGCUACGAAGCAAAUAUGGCGAAUUUGCUCUCCGCGCCUGUGUAUAUCUGGGCAUGCCUAGUCGUCAUCGUUGUGGGGAUUGUAGGCGACCGGACUGGAAAGAGAGGUUGUAUCAACCUCGGACUAUUCGGUUUGGGCUUAAUAGGCUACAUUAUCCUGAUCAUAUCGCGCAACCCUUCACUAUCUUAUUUUGCCGUAUAUUUUGCCGUAGCUGGGAUCUAUCCAGUCGUCUCAAAUUCAGCCGCUUGGAUGUCAAACAACGUAGAGGGAUCAUACAAACGUAGUGCCACACUGGGUAUGAUCAUGGGCUGGGCAAAUUUGCAGGGCGCUGUAAGCUCAAAUAUCGUACGUUCGAGUGUCAUCUCGCAGGACAUCAUGGUCAUUAAUCUGCACAAUUCAUCUAGUAUCGCUCAGCGGAUGCACCUUGGUAUCGCAUUGGCCAUGGGGUCGUGCUAG